Molecule: messenger RNA, 410 nt
Organism: Strongylus vulgaris
Lineage: Eukaryota; Metazoa; Nematoda; Chromadorea; Rhabditida; Strongylidae
Source: the annotation of a GenBank genome assembly
AUGUCUGUUUUCGAACCAAAUCGACUGAUUCUAAUAGUUGCUCAGAACUUCCGAUACGGUCGUAAACUCCGUUUUAUGAAGUCAUUUCAAAUCGAAUUGAUGUUUAUCGUCGAAGGGGUGGCCUCACGAGUAGCGAUAACCUAUAUUUGUCUGAUGUCUGGAUCACCAAAAGUUGAAGGACGAUUCCGUCUUGACGUCAGCACUGCUGGAGAUGACAUCGGCGCUUCCUUUGCAGUCCGCAAUAUUAACAAGCAGUACCCAAUUGAUAAUGUAGUGGACACCGUUGUUGAAGCUGAUCUCGUCCCUUAUCGAUAUCAAGUCGGUUCCAAAUUACGACGCGCCCUACACGACCAAGACAGGCGUGAGACUGAAGAGGCAAAACAAUUGAAAACCAAAAGCAAAUUGUGAAG